This is a messenger RNA of Ostrea edulis (European flat oyster), 2143 nucleotides long. RefSeq lists its product as uncharacterized. The record is from RefSeq and is a predicted model, not a curated record. Bases 1051 to 1674 code for a protein of 207 amino acids. NCBI's taxonomy places the organism in Eukaryota, Metazoa, Mollusca, Bivalvia, Ostreida, Ostreidae. The transcript has 8 exons.
ACAGUAACAAAUGAAGUGGGAGAGUGACUUUAUUGUUCAAUAGAAAACAAUCCUCCAGAAGACAACUUUUUGGAAUUGUUUUGGAAGGAGCAGAAAAGGGCAUUUCAAUCCAAUCCAAAGGGUAUGAGGUGGCAUCCCAUGAUGAUACGAUUUGCCAUUUUCUUGCAGUAUCAAAGUUCUCGAGCAUAUGAGGCCAUUAGAGAAUCUGGUGUUUUAAAACCGCCAAACAAAUCAACAUUGAGGGAUUAUACCAAUGUUAUAACACCAGCAACUGGCUUUCAACCACAUGUGUUUGAGGAACUAAGAAAGAUAGCAGCAGACCUUCCCUCCGAGAAGAGAUUUGUUGCUCUCCUUCAUGACGAAAUGAAAAUAAAGUCCGACCUGGUGUAUGACAGACGGAGUGGCCAAGUCAUAGGGUUCACAAAUCCAGAUACUUGGACAUUCAACGAGGAUGAGUCAAUGAAAAUUGCAACCCAUCUGCUGGUUUUCAUGGUUGUUGGCAUUAAUUCCCACAUAAAAAUUAGUAUUGGCCGUUUUCCUACCAGAACUUCCACUGCCGACGAAUUAUAUCCUCAUUUUGGAGUGCUGUGGUAUACUUAGAAAUGAUAAGUGGACUGAAAGUAUGGAAUUUUGCAUGUUUAUACUUUGAUUUAAAUACGACUACCAAUUUAAAUACCAGACCAAUAAAAUAACUAUUAGCUGAAGAUCAUUGCUGCAAUAAUGGUACAGUUUAUAUUUCAUUAGUUUUCAUCCCACUAAAAAUGUGUCUCAUAAUGCACCAGAUAUCUGAGGAUGAUUUAUUUUUUAUCAUAUUCAGGUCAUAACAUCAACUACUGAUAAAGCCUCUGCUAAUCAGAGGUUGAAUCGAAUACACAGAGUAGGAAAUGAGCCAGUUGUCUGCAAAACAAGGAAUGUAUUCACUGAGGAGGACAGAUAUAUUUAUUUUAUGUCUGAUGCUCCCGACCUUGUGAAGACAAUAAGAAACAAUGUCUACAGAUCAAAGACAGGUGGAUCAAGAAUAAUGGUCGGUUUAUUCUGUGGUCUUAUGUGAUGGAUAUUUAUAAUGAUGACACAAGGGGCCAGUUGUACAGAACAAAACUAACCCAUGAUCAUAUGUACCUGACACCAUCUUCCACCAUGUCUGUCAAACUGGCAGUUCAGGUUUUAAGUAACUCUGUGGCACAGGUCAUGCGUGCUUAUUAUGGCCCAGAGGUGUCGGAGACAGCUAGGUUGUUUGGUUUGGUGAACCGAUGUUUUGAUUGCCUGAAUGUGCGGUCAUUGAGGGAGUCUUUAUUCGAGAGAAAACCAGAUGUAGCACCCUACACUUCACAAAAUGACCCAAGAUUCCAGUUCCUCGAGGAUGAAUUCUUAGAAUAUUUCAAUCAGUGGCUCAUUUCUUUGAGGUACCGACCAGUCUAUAAGAAGACGGAGCAGAACAAAAUCUUCGUUUCGUAUCAAACUCAUGAGGACAUUAUCAUGACAGUGAAAUUCUUCAUUGAGGCAACAAGAUACCUGCUUCAACAGGAGGUGCCAUAUAUUUUCAGCAAUGUCUUCUGUCGGGACUCACUUGAAGAGCACUUUGGUCCCUACAGAGGAUUGGAAACUCGUCAUGACAACCCAACAAUUCACCAGUUAGGUUACCAAGAAAACCAACUUCAGUUCAGAGGAGCUUAGCCUUCAACUUUGUGCCCAAAGGAAAUACUGCAGAAAGGACGGGGGGGAAAAGACUCAUUGUUAUAACAAAUAGUCCAUGAAAACUUAGCUGUAAUAAACACACUAACAAAAUUGCAUGAUUAUUUUUGUAUUUCAAAAUCAAUGUUAAUCAGUCAAUACAUUUGCGUAGAGCUUUUUUGCUUGCUAGCAGAUGUUGUUCUUGAGUAGUAAUUUUCCAUUAGUUGUCUGUACCUAGCAUGACAUCUUACUCUGUGAAAUAUUGAUAGCAUUGUGAAAAAUAAUUUCUCUUGCAUUACCACAUCUGAUUCUGAAUGAUAAAUACAAUCAUAGAACAUGGACAUAGCAUCAUUUUCUCGACAAAUUGUAUUGGUGAAGUGUUGGAACUGACACUGCUGUGCAUGGAUUUCUAAAUACAAGUUCCAAAACUACAAAGAAAUCUAUCGCUUCAGAAGAGGGCUGGGUUAGACCA